Nannizzia gypsea CBS 118893 is the source of this 2589-nucleotide messenger RNA. RefSeq names its product sey1. The transcript is spliced from 4 exons. The record is from RefSeq and is a predicted model, not a curated record. Gene Ontology annotation, cellular component: endoplasmic reticulum. Lineage: Eukaryota; Fungi; Ascomycota; Eurotiomycetes; Onygenales; Arthrodermataceae. The coding region runs from base 1 to 2589 and encodes 862 amino acids. Gene Ontology annotation, molecular function: GTPase activity; GTP binding. Gene Ontology annotation, biological process: endoplasmic reticulum membrane fusion.
AUGACUUCAAAUGGGCAUUUUUCUUCUGUUGGAGAAGUUAACGGGGGGGACUACCAGCAUGGAGUCCAGGUAGUGGAUGGCGAUAAGGAGUUCAAUCAAAAUCUAUCAAAAUACCUGGUACACGAGAAGGUUUCCCCGGCCGGGUUUAAUUACCACCUUAUAUCUGUCUUUGGCUCGCAGUCCACCGGAAAGUCAACCCUCCUGAAUACCCUUUUCAAAACAGAAUUCAGUGUAAUGUCCGAGACCGAAAGGCGUCAGACCACAAAGGGGAUAUGGCUCUCUAAAAAUAAACGCACCGCUUUAAACGAGAAAGACAAGAUGGCAGAUAAUAUUUUGGUCAUGGAUGUUGAAGGAACUGACGGUAGAGAGCGUGGAGAGGACCAGGACUUUGAACGCAAAAGUGCCCUUUUUGCGCUUGCUACAAGUGAGGUGCUUAUUGUCAAUAUCUGGGAGCACCAGGUUGGAUUAUAUCAAGGAGCCAAUAUGGGUCUCUUAAAGACUGUUUUCGAAGUGAACCUUCAAUUGUUCCUCAAGGAUACAAAAUCCACACCCAGGUCUUUACUGUUUUUUGUUAUUCGUGAUUUCGUGGGGACAACCCCACUUACGAAUCUACAGAAUACUUUAAUGCAGGAUCUCCAACGAAUAUGGACAUCACUGUCCAAACCAGAGGGAACUGAGAAUUCCACUAUUGAGGAUUACUUCGAUUUUGCCUUUGCAGGCUUGCCCCAUAAGAGUUUCCAGCCGGAGAAAUUUGCUGAAGAAGUUGAUAAACUCAGUACUCGGUUCAGGGAUGGCCACCGCGACCCUUCCAGCCUGGCUGUUAAGGGUACAGCAGCGGAAGGCGGAGUUUUCCUCCCUGAGUACCAUCGGCGAAUUCCAGCUGAUGGUUUUGCAGUUUAUGCGGAAGGGAUCUGGGAACAAAUUGCAAAUAAUAAGGAUCUGGAUCUCCCUACUCAACAAGAACUUCUAGCGCAAUUCCGCUGCGAUGAGAUUGCACGAGAAGUUCUUAUUUUAUUCGACCAGACCAUUGGGCCGUUUGAGGCACAACAAGAGGAUGCAACUCGAUCCGGAACUCCAAUAAUUCUCGCCGGCCUUGGUGCUGCCAUGUGUGCAGCUCGCGGAAAGACAAUGACCAGUUUCGAAACCGAGGCGAGUCGGUACCACAAGCGUGUGUUUGCAACCAAAAAAUCCGAACUAGAGGAGAAAAUCGACACACGACUUAAGGCUUUAUUUACCGGCCAGCUCAGCGCCGCACACAAGUCUGGCGUUGCCGAAUUUAGUGAAGCAGUCAGUUCUGCAGUCAAAGCUGGGCAGAAGAAAGGAGCCAGUUAUGAUUUUGCCGAAAUUGUCACUAGGGAAAGGAAACUCGCAAUUGAGAAGUUCGAAAAAGAGGCCGGCGUCAUUGUGGUAGAAGGAGCUCCUUGGAGCGAUUACAAGCAGGAGCUCUCUCUAUACCAAAAGGAUCUCGAGAAGAUCAGUUCGCAGCUCAGAAAGGACGAGAUGAGGCGCCUUGCCACUAGAGUGGAACGAUGGGUGAGGUCUCGCCUGGGCGAUUCCAUUGACCUAGAAUUCAAUGCACUUGGGUCGGGGCGAGGUGGCUCCAGGGCCCCAGAGGACGGAGAUAAGCCCAGUGAAAAGACCAUUUGGGAUAGAAUCUGGUCUCUAUUCGUAAAAACAGUUUUGGACGCCGAACGAAGAUUCACCGAGCGAGCAAAGAGUUUCGAUGCAAGCUUGGAGGAAGUUGACGUUGGUCUAUGGAGACUGCGACGAAAAUCCUGGGGCGUACUGCGUUCCAAGAUCGAGGAGGAGAUGAUGGAAGGCAAUAUUCUCCUUAAGUUACGCGAGAACUUCGAGGACAAAUUCCGUUAUGACGACCUUGGUGUACCACGGAUCUGGCGGCCUACAGAUGACAUCGAAAACAUUUACACCACUGCCAGGGAAUCUACUCUUAAAUUGAUCCCUCUCCUGGCGCGUUUUAAGCUAAACGAAACUUCUGCACCUCCACCUUUGGAUAAUUGGGUAGGCCAUAUGCCCAGCUCCGCCAGUGCUGCUGAUGAAGAAGACCUUGCACCAAUUGGUGGUGUGGAUGAAGAGGAUGGCAAGAGUCUGGAGGAAGAGAUGACUAUGCUCAGUGAAGCCAAGAGACAAGACUUGACUGUUCGGUUCAAAAAGGCUGCAGAUGGUGUGUACGUUGAAGCAAAACGAAGUGCCAUUGGUGGCAUUACCCAGGUUCCCUUGUAUUUCUACGGCCUUCUCCUGGCUUUGGGCUGGAACGAAAUAAUCGCUGUCCUUCGGAACCCUAUAUACUUCUUAUUCCUCCUUGUCAUUGGCGUAGGAGCUUAUGUCACCUUUAGACUAAACCUCUGGGGCCCUAUGAUAAACAUGACAGAAGCAGCCUCUCGUCAAGCGGUCGAAGAAGGUAAACGACGACUCCGAGAGUUCCUGGAGUCAUCUGAUACAGGACGCCAGGCCAUGGCCAUGUCCGGGCGCAACAGCACGCAUGUUGAAGAAUACGAAAUGUCAUCCAACCUCAAGGGCAAGGGAAGGCGUCCUGCUACGGAAGAUGACGACGAUGACGAUGACUUGUAA